This is a messenger RNA of Argentina anserina (silverweed cinquefoil), 2048 nucleotides long. RefSeq names its product dihydrolipoyllysine-residue succinyltransferase component of 2-oxoglutarate dehydrogenase complex 1, mitochondrial-like. Gene Ontology annotation, cellular component: mitochondrion; oxoglutarate dehydrogenase complex. The record is from RefSeq and is a predicted model, not a curated record. NCBI's taxonomy places the organism in Eukaryota, Viridiplantae, Streptophyta, Magnoliopsida, Rosales, Rosaceae. The coding region runs from base 94 to 1479 and encodes 461 amino acids. Gene Ontology annotation, biological process: tricarboxylic acid cycle. Gene Ontology annotation, molecular function: dihydrolipoyllysine-residue succinyltransferase activity. The transcript is spliced from 14 exons.
UUCCUAUAUAAUAAAAACACCCGUCUCUUUCUGCUUCCCAAAGCCAAACCGCAAAACCCUAAACCACAUUCUCACCCCCACCGCCACAACACCAUGCUUGGCCUUAUCCGGCGAAGACUCGCCUCCUCUCCUACGAUUUUGGGGCAGUCGCUGGGUUCAAUCCGACCUAUUGCAACCGGCGAGAUUCUACUCCAGCCUAGAGGGGAAUUGUGUGCUGUGAGAAAUUAUUCUCACCUCAAUUUACGAGGUUCGCCGCCUUGUAUCGGAACAAGGAGGGAUGCUGUCAGCUAUAAUAAGCCGGAGCCUAUUGGACAAAUGUGGAGCAGGCGUUUUUCUUCUGAGACUGGGGACUUGAUUCAUGCCAUUGUGCCUUUCAUGGGUGAAUCUAUUACUGAUGGAACUUUGGCGACAUUCUUGAAGAAGCCUGGAGACCGUGUAGAAGUUGAUGAACCAAUUGCUCAAAUUGAAACAGAUAAGGUCACAAUUGAUGUUUCUAGUCCUGAAUCCGGUGUAAUUGAGAAGUUUGUAGCCAAUGAAGGGGAUACUGUGGAACCAGGUACCAAGAUUGCUGUCAUACUAAAGUCUGGUGAAGGUGUCUCCCAUGUUGGUCCAUCUGAGAAAGCAUUGGAGAAAGUUGUCCCACAGCCAUCUUCGCCUGUAGAAACAAUUACCACGGAUCAGACAUCUAAAGUUGAAACAACUCCAGUUACAAAGAAGCCCAAAGCACCCUCUCCACCGCCUCCCAAACCCUCAGCUCAAGAACCUCAGCUUCCCCCUAAGGAAAGAGAAAGACGAAUUCCUAUGACAACACUUCGCAAACGGAUUGCUAAGAGAUUGAAAGAUUCACAGAACACAUACGCAAUGCUUACAACAUUCAAUGAAGUCGAUAUGACAAAUUUGAUGAAGCUUCGUUCUGACUUCAAAGAUGCAUUUGUUGAGAAGCAUGGGGUCAAAUUGGGGCUCAUGUCGGGAUUCAUCAAGGCUGCUGUCAGUGGGCUUCAAAACCAACCUACUAUUAAUGCAGUCAUUGAUGGGGAUGAUAUCAUAUAUAGAGACUACAUAGAUAUUAGUGUAGCCGUGGGUACUCCGAAGGGCCUUGUUGUGCCAGUUAUCCGUAAUGCUGAUAAGAUGAAUUGUGCUGAGAUAGAGAAGGAGAUCAAUUUACUUGCAAAGAAGGCAACUGAGGGGCGUCUUUCAAUUGAUGAGAUGGCUGGAGGUUCAUUUACGAUAUCCAAUGGUGGAGUUUAUGGAAGCCUUAUAAGUACCCCCAUCAUCAACCCACCUCAGUCGGCAAUCUUGGGUAUGCACUCAAUAGUGACCCGACCAAUGGUUGUUGGAGGAGAGAUUGUCCCACGGCCAAUGAUGUACAUAGCUCUUACCUAUGACCAUAGACUCAUUGAUGGAAGAGAGGCAGUUUACUUCUUGCGUCGUAUUAAAGAUGUUGUGGAGGACCCAAGGAGGCUUCUCCUUGUUGUAUGAGGCCGAUCAGGAGUUUAAGUGGUACAAGGUAUCUCUCUGGUUUUCAAGAAUACAGUACACUUUAGAUACAUACACAUCAAUUUUCGCAGGGGUUAUUUUGUCGAUUGAGAUCUUAGGUAGAACUUCAAGUGCAGCCAGUAGUUGCUAUAGCUCAAAUGAUAACUUGUCAGGGUGCAUAACCCAAUUUUGAUAGUCGAUUGUCCCAAUUUUAGUUGUUUUUCACUUUUUGAAUCCCUUCCAAGGAAAUUUGUCUCCAAGACAAGUCUGUUCAAAUUUGCAUUCAUUAUAUGAUUCUGCAAUGACAUGUUGACUUGGACUGUAAUCAACCAAAUCUCCACGUGUCAUGUUUUGAUUGGGUUGUUUAAGUCCCACUUUGGCUCAUAGUUUUGAAUGGUAUGUUUGAUGGGGGCAUCUUGCUCAUACUACUACAAUUUAAGAUUUUUUUCUUUUCCUAUUUUCGGGUUUGCAUUAAGAACUCAAUGCCAGAAUACAAUUCUUGUACAUCUCAUUUUCGAAAAAGUGUCACAAAUUUUAGAGUUCUUGAGAGACAUUUCUACCUAGUCAGGUUG